Molecule: messenger RNA, 1795 nt
Organism: Salvia hispanica
Lineage: Eukaryota; Viridiplantae; Streptophyta; Magnoliopsida; Lamiales; Lamiaceae
Gene: GPAT1
Product: glycerol-3-phosphate acyltransferase 1
Biological process (GO): cutin biosynthetic process
Cellular component (GO): membrane
Molecular function (GO): glycerol-3-phosphate 2-O-acyltransferase activity; phosphatase activity
Source: RefSeq, a predicted model, not a curated record
CUUCAUAGCAUUCAGAGUACAACCCUCCAAAGCACAAACACAACAAAAACCCUCCCAAGGUACAACCCUCCAAAGCAUAAAAAAACACUAAAAAAUGACAGUUUCAAUGAGAACAAUGGAGUUCCCAAUGCUCCUCCUCAAGCUAGCAUACUCCUUCCUCCACCAUUUCCUCUCCGCCGUGAAGCUCAAGAGCCGCCACACCUCCCCCCUCAAAAACCACCCUCCCCGCCCCCCUCCGCCGCCGCCGCUCCACCACCACCACCACCCAAGCAUCUCCAAAUUCACCCCCCAAAAUCGAAAAUCCCAAACCCUCAUCUGCGACAUCCACCGCGGCCUCCUCCGCUCCCCCUCCUUCUUCCCCUACUUCAUGCUCGUCGCCUUCGAAGGCGGCGGCCUCCUCCGCGCCCUCCUCCUCCUCCUCUCCUCCCCAUUCCUCCUCCUCCUCAGCCACGACAUAAAAAUGAAGGUCAUGAUCUUCAUCACCUUCUGUGGAAUGAGAAUUAAGGAUGUGGAGAGCGUUACAAGAGCCGUGCUCCCGAAAUUCUACCUCGAAAACCUCAACCUCCACGCCUUCGAGGCCUUGGAAUCGGCCGGAUCGAAGGCCGUCUUCACCGCCGUGCCGAGGGUUAUGGUGGAGGGAUUCCUGAAGGAGUAUCUCGACGUCGAUUCGGUGGUUGGGACCGAGCUGCGAACCGCCGGAAGAUUUUUCACUGGUUUAAUUUCUCCCGCCGGUUUGCUUGUCAAGCAUAGAGCUCUCAAGGAGUUCUUCGGCGAUAAGAGGCCCGAUGUCGGCAUCGGAGCCUCCACGCUUCAUGAUCAUUUCAUGAUCUCUCUCUGCAAGGAAGCAUAUGUUAUAACACGAGACGAUAACAACACGAAAAGCAGCAUAAUGCCAAGGAGCCGCUACCCGAAGCCCCUAGUCUUCCACGACGGCCGCCUCGCGUUCCUCCCGACACCGGCCGCGACGCUCGCGAUGUUCCUGUGGCUCCCCGUCGGGAUCCUCCUCGCCGUCUUCCGCCUCUUCAUCGGCAUCUGCCUCCCGUACCCCCUCGCGGUCGCCCUCGGCACCGCCACCGGGAUCCGCCUCCGCGUCUCCGGCCACGCGCCGCCGCGCGUGGCCGGCGCCGGCGGCGUCCUGUACGUGUGCAGCCACCGCACCCUCCUCGACCCGGUGUUCCUGAGCACCGCCCUCCGGAAGCCCCUCACCGCCGUCACCUACAGCCUGAGCAAGAUGUCGGAGGUCAUGGCGCCGAUCAGGACCGUGAGGCUCACGCGCGACAGGCGCCGCGACGGCGAGACGAUGCAGCGGCUGCUGGCGGAGGGGGACCUGGUGGUGUGCCCCGAGGGGACGACGUGCCGGGAGCCGUACCUCCUCCGGUUCAGCUCCCUCUUCGCGGAGCUCGCGGACGAGAUCGUGCCGGUGGCGGUGGACACGGAGGUGACGAUGUUCUACGGGACGACGGCGAGCGGGCUGAAGUGCCUCGACCCGAUCUUCUUCCUGAUGAACCCGCGGCCCGUGUACCGCCUCGGGAUCCUCGGGAAGGUGCCGAGGCGGAUGACGUGCGGCGGGGGGAGGACGAGCCACGAGGUGGCGAAUUAUAUACAGGGGGAAUUGGGGGCGGCGCUAGGGUUUGAGUGCACCAAUUUGACGAGGAGGGAUAAGUAUUUGAUGCUCGCCGGAAACGACGGCGUCGUGCCGGAGAAGAGGAGGAGUGUGAAUUAAUGCUAUAUAGGAGUAUACAUAUAUGUUUAUGUUGUGAUAUGAUCUAAAUCUAAUGCAUGAUUCUUUCUUUCU